Messenger RNA from Yamadazyma jaroonii, 684 nucleotides. NCBI's taxonomy places the organism in Eukaryota, Fungi, Ascomycota, Pichiomycetes, Serinales, Debaryomycetaceae. The record is from the annotation of a GenBank genome assembly.
AUGAGAAUCCUUAUCAUCAAUCCUAAUUCAUCAACCAAAGUUACCAACGAUAUAAAACACGUCAUUUCCAGCGAUACAGUUGAUUUUGAGUUUUAUACCGCUCCUAGUUCAGCCCCCCUUGAAAUAGAUAACGACGAUACCGCCAAAAUUUCUGAAUCGGUGGUGUUGCCUGAUUUGUUAUCGGGCCAUUAUCUUGACCGCUUCGAUGGGUUUCUCGUUGGAUGUUUCUCCAACCAUCCGUUGAUCCAAUCGUUGAAGCAGUACACCUCCAAACCCAUCAUGGGGAUAAUGCAAGCUUGCUUAACUUACCAUUUGGUCAAUAACCACAAUUCCAUCAUCAUCACCAGUUUCAAGUCCUGGGAGCCGUUGUUGGAUACCGCCAUCAAGGAAUUCUACCGUACCAAAGAGCUUCCAGCGAAUAUCCGUCCUACUAAGAGCUUUGAUAUCAAUGUGAGUAACCUUAAUAGUCCGGAGGUUUUCGGAGAGAUUGUUGAUAAAACGAGAGAAAUCAUUGGAGAUGAUAUCAACUGUGUGUUGUUGGGGUGUGCAGGGAUGGCAGGAUUGGAUGAGAAAUUACUGGAAAAGUUCCCUGGUGUGGUGUUUGUAGAUUCGGUGAAGAUUGGGGUUGAGGUUUUGGUAUCGUUGGUUAAGUUCGAUAAGGUUGUACGUUCUCAGCCUGUUUAG